Durusdinium trenchii is the source of this 2964-nucleotide messenger RNA. The record is from the annotation of a GenBank genome assembly. Lineage: Eukaryota; Dinophyceae; Suessiales; Symbiodiniaceae.
AUGACCAUCAACGCCGAAAAACAGCUGGUGUUCAUCCGGCGCAUCUUGUAUACCCAUGAAUUGGCAGUCCGUCGAGGUGGGAAGUCAUCAACCCUGAAAGUCAAUCUGACUGAUUGGCACAAUGAGCUCGAUCGCAUGUCCGUCCUGGCGCACAUUCUCAACAAGAUGUUUGAGGCAAGGGACGAGGACGGUGAAGUCUUAUUCCCCAUGGCGAUGAUGCACACAGUUGCGGAACGGGCUAUUGAAGGGGAUUAUCACGAUGAAGCGGAUUCCUUGCUUGGCUGCAUGGAUCCAUUGUUCAAGGUGGAAGCCACAGCGAUCUACAAUGAGUUUUUGCCUGACCGUCCAAGCAAGAACAUCGCCCAAGUUGAAUCCGCAGACACGAAGCUGGACUCUCUUGCACUUGAUGCAAAACGAGCUCAGUACGAAUCUGACCAGCUCUCCCUCGCAAGGGACAUUGCACAAAUCGGCAAUUUGAUCCGUGCGCUUUCCAAAUCAGACCAUGCACGGAGAACAGAAAGGAUUCUUCACAUCCGGAACCAGAAUGUGAUCGGCGCCAGCCUAGUAUCCACCUGGAUGGCAUCGAGCUGCUCAGUGAUGUCUGGCUCUGUGAAAGAUCAAGCUGCAGCCAUUGAAAGGGCCAGGAUGCUGGUUUGGUGCGAUUUCAUGAAGAUGGGCAGAUUGUCAAAGACUGACAUCCAAGACACAACGGAAUUGAUUCAGCUCGCUUUGAAGAAGCGACCUGCAUCAUCAGUUGCGUUUGUGAUCAGCCCUUUUUUGACGUCCGAGAAGGUAACGUCAGGUCAUCGUGGGGAGAGCCUGUCUGAUGUUCAAGAAGCAGCGCAAAUCCUUGGAGGAGAGCAAUUUCCACGGGUGCUGAUUUCGACUCUGUUGGACAAGUCUGACAUCAAGAAUGACGAGACCCUGCUAUGCAUCAAUCUGACUCCAUACGACGCAUGGUUGGAGAAGACACUCUCCAAAUGGAGCACCUAUGGCCUCACUCACAAGUUCAAGUCAGUCAGUCUUACAAAGCCUUACGAGGCCACCCCACCUACGCCUUCAUGUGAUGUGAGCUGUGACCCGACCAAAUUCCCACUCAAGCUGGUCCAAGUGGACUACGAGUACGACACAGCGAUGAACACUUGGAAGAACCUACGCUUCAGACUGUUCGGGAACCAGACCAUGGACGACGCAGAGCAUAUGAAAGCCUUGGUCGUUGGGGAGUCCGAAGAACCCGAGACCCCGAUUGCCCCGAUGGAGCCUUGGAAGGGAGAGCCUGCAACCAUCGAUGCUUUGCUCGACACCCAUAUUUUGGAAAACAAAGUCGCCGGCAGCAACAGUCCAGGCGAAAAACCAGACUCAGAGCUACCUGAGGGCACGCCAACUCCCAAAGAGCAACCUGAGACUCGACCAGAGCAAGAUGAGACUACAGUGAUGCAUGCUCCAAAAGCUCCAAAGGUGCCGAUGCAGGUGAUGAACAGAGAUGUGGAGAAUGAUCCUGAGAUGUCGCAAAAGAGGGUCCAAGCGCUGAAGGACGAGAUUGCUGCACUGAAGAAGCAAGUCAAGACACAAAAGAAGACAGAAAAGCAGGAGGAGCCUAAAGCCUCAGGGAAGGCCAAAGCGAAGGCUUCAGGGAAGCCUACAGCAAAGGCCAAAGCUUCAGGGAAGGCUACAGCAAAAGCAAAGUCCAAAGCUUCAAGCAAAGGGAGGAAGUUGACAAAGGAGGAGGAGGAAAACCCCCUAGACCCAGAGGAACCUUCAAGCUCCGACCCCUCACUGACAGAUGAGGAUCCACAGAAGGAGGCCACUGCUGAACAUGGAGAACUUCCCAAGCAGGAGCCGCAGGCGGCAAAGGGGGAACCACGUGAGACUCAGAAGAAAGAAAAGAAGCCAAAGCGUGCUGCACCUGAGGUGCCUGGGAAAAAGGAGACCAAAGAAAAGCAGAACAAGUUUCAGCUUUCUGCGGAAGAAAGGAAGGCGGCCAUGAUGGCAUUCACGAGGACUGGGACAGAGACGAAGGAGCCAGAGACGAAGGGAAGGAAGAGGGCGCUUCUGAAGGAAGACGCUGACAAGGAGGAGGUCGAAAAUGAGAAUCAGAAGCGUGCGGGUGGGAAGAAGACGAAGGCUGUGGAGCAGGGUCCGAGUGACCAAGAGAAGAAUGCAGGUCAGGAGACCAAGCCAAGUCUGGCGCUCCUGGCCUUGUUGGCCUUCGCGCGACCUUUUGGAACCACAUCCAUGAGGUGGGGUCAGCAUCCUGAACGAGUGGCCAGCAUGAAGAACCUUUCCCCUUCGGAGCUGAGCAGGCGACGUCUCCGAAAGAAGGCACAGCCCGCCAUCGAGGAACCCAAUGGUGAGGACCUUGGUGCGCUGGAGGAUCCUCCUGAGGAGGAACCUGCUGAGGAGGAACCUCCUGUUCCUGAGGAUCUGGAUGAUCCCGAGGAUCUGGAUGAUCCCGAGGAUCUGGAUGAUCCUAAUCCCGAGGAUAUUCCUAAUCCAGAGGAUAUGGAGGAUAUUCCUAAUCCAGAGGAUAUGGAUGAAGCCGGUGAAUCUGAGCUGGAAGAGGGUGAACUGGAACGGAUCAUUGCAGCUGAGUGGAAAAGUUCUUCUGAGCACGUCGUGCUUGAAGUUCCGAAUGAACAAAACCCAAAGGCUUGCCGUGACAGCGAGCGGUGCACUUGGGCCACGUUGCUUAGAGAGAUGGGUGAAGCUGGGGUGACAGACCCAACGGUGAACUCUCAUGAGCUAUCCACCCCAAUCACGACAGAAGGAGUCCAAUCCUACAUCAUCAAGCCGAAGGCCGUCCAGAACUACUUCCAAUACUCAGUUCCUUCUGGCAGUGGUGUGAAGUAUUCGACUUUGGCCAGUUACUUCACAAUAGCUGAGCUUGAAGCCAGCCGUCAGCUGGAUCGAGUUUGGAGGGUGGCAUACAUACAGCAGAUCAACGAGAUCAGCCCUAGACACUGA